GCUAUACAAAGGAGGACCGAUUUCUUUCACGGCGAUCGAUCUUCGGGUCACCUACUAGUUCCAAAACAAUGUCGGUCGAGCAGGAAGAAAGGCAUAAUCCAUCGUUGGAGGUCAUUGAUGAAGAGGAUGACUACCCAACACUCAGCGAGCAUACCCUUCAAGCUCUGAGAGAGUUCCUAAGCGAGCAAAGCUCGGCGACCGGUGAAAGUUUGGAGGACGUGAAGCUGGUAGCGGAGGACUGGAGGCUAAGCCAGUUCUGGUACGAUCGACACACAGCGGAGACUAUUGCGGAGGAGAUAAAAGACAUUUUUGCUUCCACUCGUUCUCCGGUAGCCUGCGUUGCCUGCCCUACCAUUUACGCAUAUCUCAAGAAAAUUGAUCCUGGUAUUCCUGUACAAUUACUAGAGUAUGACAAGCGCUUCGAACAAUAUGGUAGUGAUUAUAUAUUCUACGACUACAACCUUCCAAAAGAAUUGCCGCCAGAAUCUGAACAGGCCUACAAAAUUAUUGUUGCAGACCCUCCUUAUUUGAGCAAGGAGUGCUUGGAGAAAGUAGCGCACACAAUUUCCUAUUUGUCUCAGAGGGAAGAGCUUUAUUUGUUGCUUCUAACAGGAGAGGUGCAAAAGGAAGUUGCAGCCAAGCUCUUAAAGGUGUAUCCUUGUGGUUUCCGGCCUCAGCACACCAAUAAGCUGGGAAAUGAGUUCAGACUCUUCACUAAUUAUGAUCCAGGGCAGAGACUAGGUGGUUGGGAGCAAUUAAGGAACUUAUGAGUUCAGGUGAUCAAUAUUAGUCACAUCUCUACCCUAUCUUUUUUUUAUUUUUUUAUUUUUUUUUUGGGAUAUUUUGGCCAAUUAAGAUAGAUUCACAUACGCAAGACUCAACCCAAGAUCUCUUGAUUGCCAAGCAAAACUCUCAACCAAUAGAUCAAUUUGAGCUGCGAUAGUAUCUCCAUACUCGUAGAUUAUUUUCUUAUUGUGAAAUUAUUCUGUGCAGACGUCGAACACCGUUUAGAGACCAAUCAGAAUAUAUCACGUCACCCCUGGCCUGCUCGGUAUCCGGCUCAGUGCUGCUCGGUACUGCGGCUCAGUACGGAGCUCUGUACUGCUGAUGUAACGCAUUCUGAUUGAUCUCCGUGUGAUGAACUGUGUUUGAAGUCUGCAAAGAAUAAUCUCUCCAACUCUUGGGUCUUUGGCAACCUUUGUGAUUUUAUUCUCAUAGUGGUGAGAAUUUUGUAAGAUUUCCUCUGCAGCAAUCAAACAUUUAUUUAUUUGUGUAUGUCUCAACAUUCCUUUUGUUUUUUUCUUAACAAAGGCAUGAUAACUUGUUGGCUUGG
Dendrobium catenatum is the source of this 1333-nucleotide messenger RNA. Its product is annotated as EEF1A lysine methyltransferase 1. The transcript is spliced from 4 exons. Gene Ontology annotation, molecular function: nucleic acid binding; protein-lysine N-methyltransferase activity. Lineage: Eukaryota; Viridiplantae; Streptophyta; Magnoliopsida; Asparagales; Orchidaceae. The coding region runs from base 69 to 770 and encodes 233 amino acids. The record is from RefSeq and is a predicted model, not a curated record. Gene Ontology annotation, biological process: methylation.